Symphalangus syndactylus (siamang) is the source of this 3576-nucleotide messenger RNA. RefSeq names its product NLR family pyrin domain containing 10 (gene NLRP10). Lineage: Eukaryota; Metazoa; Chordata; Mammalia; Primates; Hylobatidae. Gene Ontology annotation, cellular component: cytoplasm. Gene Ontology annotation, biological process: positive regulation of inflammatory response. The record is from RefSeq and is a predicted model, not a curated record.
GUCUUUCUUGGAGCUUUGCACAUGUAUCUCAUCUCUCCCUGGCCUCCGCUCUGUAGCUUGCCAAGCCCCCAGAAAGCAGGGUGGGCCUCUCAGCAGUGGACCUCUCCUUUUGCCUCUUUCUCCAGGUCACUGGUCUUCUGGUCUGGACUUGACCCUUCCGUCAGAUCACCAUGGCCAUGGCCAAGGCCAGAAACCCCCGGGAGGCACUGCUGUGGGCCUUGAGUGACCUUGAGGAGAACGAUUUCAAGAAGUUAAAGUUCUACUUACGGGAUAUGACCCUGUCUGAGGGCCAGCCCCCACUGGCCAGAGGGGAGUUGGGGGGCCUGAUUCCGGUGGACCUGGCAGAAUUACUGAUUUCAAAGUAUGGAGAAAAGGAGGCUGUGAAAGUUGUCCUCAAGGGCUUGAAGGUCAUGAACCUGUUGGAACUUGUGGACCAGCUCAGCCACAUUUGUCUGCAUGAUUACAGAGAAAUAUACCGAGAGCAUGUGUGCUGCCUCGAGGAAUGGCAGGAAGCAGGAGUCAAUGGCAGAUACAACCAGGUGCUCCUGGUGGCCAAGCCCAGCUCAGAGAGCCCAGAAUCACUUGCCUGCCCCAUCCCGGAGCAGGAGCUGGACUCUGUCAUGGUGGAGGCUCUAUUUGAUUCAGGGGAAAAGCCCUCCCUGGCCCCAUCCUUAGUUGUGCUACAGGGGUCGGCUGGCACUGGAAAGACAACUCUCGCCAGAAAAAUGGUGUUGGACUGGGCCACCGGUACUCUGUACCCAGGCCGGUUUGAUUAUGUCUUUUAUGUAAGCUGCAAAGAAGUGGUCCUGCUGCUGGAGAGCAAACUGGAGCAGCUCCUUUUCUGGUGCUGCGGGGACAAUCAAGCCCCUGUCACAGAGAUUCUGAGGCAGCCGGAGCGGCUCCUGUUCAUCCUGGAUGGCUUUGAUGAGCUGCAGAGGCCCUUUGAAGAAAAGUUGAAGAAGAGGGGUUUGAGUCCCAAGGAGAGCCUGAUGCACCUUCUAAUUAGGAGACAUACACUCCCCACAUGCUCCCUUCUUAUCACCACCCGGCCCCUGGCUUUGAGGAAUCUGGAGCCCUUGCUGAAACAAGCACGCCAUGUCCAUAUCCUAGGCUUCUCUGAGGAGGAGAGGGCCAGGUACUUCAGCUCCUAUUUCACGGAUGAGAAGCAAGCUGCCCGUGCCUUCGACAUUGUACAGAAAAAUGACAUUCUCUACAAAGCGUGUCAGAUUCCAGGCAUUUGCUGGAUGGUCUGCUCCUGGCUGAAGGGGCAGAUGGAGAGAGGCAAAGCUGUCUUAGAGACACCUAGAAACAGCACUGACAUCUUCAUGGCUUACGUCUCCACCUUCCUGCCGCCCGAUGAUGAUGGGGGCUGCUCCGAGCUUUCCCGGCACAGGGUCCUGAGGAGUCUGUGCUCCCUAGCUGCUGAAGGGAUUCAGCACCAGAGGUUCCUAUUUGAAGAAGCUGAGCUAAGGAAACAUAAUUUAGAUGGCCCCAGGCUUGCUGCUUUCCUGAGUAGUAACGACUACCAAUUGGGACUUGCCAUCAAGAAGUUCUACAGCUUCCGCCACAUCAGCUUCCAGGACUUUUUUCAUGCCUUGUCUUACCUGGUGAAAGAGGACCAAAGCCGGCUGGGGAAAGAGUCCCGCAGAGAAGUGCAAAGGCUGCUGGAGGUAAAGGAGCAGGAAAGGAAUGAUGAGAUGACCCUCACUAUGCAGUUUUUAUUGGACAUAUCGAAAAAAGACAGCUUCUCGAACUUGGAGCUCAAGUUCUGCUUCAGGAUUUCUCCCUGUUUAGCACAGGAUCUGAAGCAUUUUAAAGAACAGAUGGAAUCUAUGAAGCACAACAGGACCUGGGAUUUGGAAUUCUCCCUAUAUGAAGCUAAAAUAAAGAAUCUGGUAAAAGGUAUUCAGAUGAACAAUGUAUCAUUCAAGAUAAAACAUUCAAAUGAAAAGAAAUCACAGAGCCAGAAUUUAUUUUCUGUCAAAAGCAGCUUGAGUCACGGACCUAAGAAGGAGCAAAAAUGUCCUUCUGUCCAUGGACAGAAGGAGGGCAAAGAUAAUAUAGCAGGAACACAAAAGGAGGCUUCUACUAGAAAAGGCAGAGGGACAGAGGAAACAGAUGAGGAAGUUAGGUGCAGUGGGAUGGGAAGCAGGGAAAUGGGGACAAUCACGCUGAAGGGUUGGAGGAAUGAAGGGGUGAAGGGACAGACAGGAAGAUGGGGAAAGACAGACAAAGUUAAAAAGGAUGGAGAGAGGAGAAUCAAGACUAAUGGGUACUAGAAGGAGUGAAGGACAAAAGAACGAAUAGAAAAGAGAAUUAGAUUCGAGACGAUCAGAAGAUAUAAACAUAGGACCUGGGCAAAUGUGCAGUGAGUCCUUAGGAACAGCCCCAUGCACCACCAAGUUCUUUAGUACCAUCCCCAGAGGCUGUUUAUGACUUCCUACAGUAUAGAGUACAGUUUCCAUAGCUCCUCUUAUAUGUUAAUGACCAAGCAUUUGAUUCUGACAUUUUACUCUUUCCUAUACAAUAUACUAUUUCCUGGUUAUUUCAGAGAGGGCUUCUGGAAACAUUUCCAGGAAUUGUUUUUACAGCCUAAAGCUAUAGGGAUACAGACAUGUAAGAAAGGCAAGGAUUAUACAUUUUGAAUUCAUCAUGCUGUGUCCAGACCUGUGCAAAAACCUGGCAUAGAAUACUGUAUAGUAAAGGUUUAUUGAAUGUGUGUCUAGGGACCUCUUUGUCCUCAAUCUGAAAUUAAGUUUAUAUAAUUAAAGAUUUUGAUACAUGGAUGUUGGCAAUUGGGAGAAGGAAAGGAUAAAUUUGGAGUUACAUACCAAGGCUCCACCAGAUGAAAAUAGUGCCUGACUGUGGAUUUCACGGGCAACAAAAGCAAAUGUAACACAAGAACUUAUAUUGGUGUUAUAAGCAUGUCAAAAUUAUGCAAGAGAUAAUAUAACAGUUUUAUGGGCUAGAAAUAAUAAACAUAAAUUACUUAUAGUCAUUAUUGCUAGUUGAAUAUGCACAAAAUAUCAUUGAGGUGAGAAUCAGUGUGUUUUACUGGAAAGAUUAGGAACACUGGUUCUAAUAAACCUGGUUCUAAAUACUGGAUCUAAAUACUGGAUCUGCCAUUUUCUAGCUAUAUACCUUUGCUCAAUUCUUUUCCAAGAGUCAGUUUAAAACAAUUUAUAAAAUAAGAAUUGUAACAUUUAUAAUUUGGGGAAAUAUAAGGUUUAGACCUACUACUGCUACUGCUACUAGAGUAGCAGAAACCAUGACAAUAAUAAAAGCUAACACAUUUUAGAGCUGUUGUUGUGUGCCAGGUUUUGGGCAAGCAUUUACAUACACAUACAGUUUAGUUUUCUCCCAUUUUAAAAAUGUACAUAAAUGUUCUGUUGUGUCUUGGCCUCUUCCCCUCAAUAUCUAGUUUUUAUAUGUUACACAUAAUGUUGCCAUAAUUAUUUUGAAUGUCUUUUUCUGCACAUAUAUAUUCAUUUGUGUUGGAUAUACCUAAAACUGGAAUUUCCAGGUCAAAGGAUAUAUAUGUCUUUGGCUAUAGAAGAUAAAAGUGAACAAUUUUUU